Messenger RNA from Emiliania huxleyi CCMP1516, 1215 nucleotides. RefSeq lists its product as hypothetical. Gene Ontology annotation, molecular function: intramolecular phosphotransferase activity. The record is from RefSeq and is a predicted model, not a curated record. The transcript has 2 exons. The coding region runs from base 1 to 900 and encodes 299 amino acids. Lineage: Eukaryota; Haptophyta; Isochrysidales; Noelaerhabdaceae. Gene Ontology annotation, biological process: glycolytic process.
AUGAUCGUCCUCCUCUGCUUCUCGUUGGUGCCUCAGCCAGCAGGCCUCCGCCGCUGGUCCGCCGCCGCGAGGCGGCUCGCACAGCUCACCCGCUUACGGCCGCCGGAGGACGAGUGCGUGAUCGAUCCGCCGUGCGCCCCGUCCGGCGACAUCAUCUUUCUGCGCCACGGCGAGAGCGAGUGGAACGCGGCCAACCGCUUCACGGGCUGGGUGGACGUGCCGCUGACGCAAAGGGGCGAGGCGGAGGCGCUCGACGCCGCGGCGCAGCUGGCUGCUGCCGGCGUCUGUGUGGACGUGUGCUACACCUCGACGCUCAAGCGGACCAUCAAGACCGCGUGGCUCGUGCUCGAGGCUCUCGACUCCUUCAACACGCCGGUCGAGCGGCGGUGGCGGCUCAACGAGCGCAUGUACGGGGCGCUGACUGGGCUGAAUAAGGACGAGACGAGGCGGUUCCUCGGCGAGAGCGGCUUCGAGGAGCUGAGGCGCGUGCCCCCGCCGCUCGAGCGGGGCUCGUGCUACGACCCGGCGCGAAGCAAGGGCGGGGAGGCGGCGGCGGCGGCGGAGGUGCCCAGGGCGGAGUCGUUCGAGGACACCACCGCGCGCGUCCUGCCGUGCUGGCGGGACGAGAUCCUGCCCGCCGCGCAGGCGGGCAAGACCGUCCUCGUCGUCUCGAGCAAGAACGCGCUUCGCUCCCUCAUCGCAGGCAUCAGCGGCCUGCCGCUCGAGGACGCGGUGCACCUCGACGUCCCGAACGGUGCGCCCCUGAUCUUCCGGCCGGAGGACCGCUCCCUCACCCUCCUCGGCUCGGGCGAGCCCCUCGCUUCGGAGGUCGUCCCUGCCCCUCUGGCGGUUGACGAGGGCGGCGGCGGCGGGGGAACGGCGAGCAGGAGACGGGGGUAGAGCAACGCACGUGGCCCCGGCCUCGGACACGAUAUGCCGUCGUGCGUCGAGUGCGUCGAGAUAUGUGUACACUUUCCCGCCACUUCUUACCCCCGUGUGCGCCGCGCUCGGACCCGCGUGAGCCGUGUUGAGUCGUGUCAGUCGACGCAGUUCGUAUCGUGGAUCGUGCGCGGUGCGCGCGGGCGCUCGCUCGGACUCGGUCGGUUUCUCUUCGUCUUGUGACGUGUAAGUACUCGUGUGAGAAGAGCUGAAGAGGGUCUUUUGACUCUCUACAACUCUAGUCUCUUCCUCUCUUGUCACUUAUGUGUAGCGUUU